This is a messenger RNA of Necator americanus (New World hookworm), 222 nucleotides long. RefSeq lists its product as uncharacterized. Lineage: Eukaryota; Metazoa; Nematoda; Chromadorea; Rhabditida; Ancylostomatidae. The transcript is spliced from 3 exons. The coding region runs from base 1 to 222 and encodes 73 amino acids. The record is from RefSeq and is a predicted model, not a curated record.
AUGGCUUUUUUUUUAUCAGUUGAUUAUGAUUUUCCUUUAACAGUGUUCUACGGAGCUGUUGAGAAAAGAAAGGGAAUCAUUUGUGGUUUUGCGAGGAGAAUAUCACGAACAAUUCCAGGUCUACGUCGUGAGGGCGAAGACUUCUGUGACAGAGUCAACCUUCUAGAAAGAUUACGAACAUAUGUGCGGAUACAACUCUACAGUAUUUUCGUCGGCGUUUAG